UUAUUAUUAUUAUUGCGUUGGGUACCGUGUGGCUUGUGCAAUUGCUAUAACUUGUAAGCGAGCGACACCACUCGCCACUGUUAAAACGCGAAACCGUUUUCUUUGCUUAACAUAUAAUUUUGCACUGCUUCCGACGAAAAUCCACUCGUUCGUUACGCAGGCCACGUGUGUUCUGCUUUUUUUGUAGUCUCAUAGACGCGUCCCGUGACCAUCAGAUUGCCGGCGCCCGCGUGUGUUUGUGUGUGUGACACCGCGUUUGUUUGAUAUUUUCGUUACCGUCCCGAACCGAGCCGCGUGACCAUGGCCGGCAGGAGUGCAUUCAGUGACUUCGACAACAGCAGUUUCAACAAACCAUUGCCCAAUAGUCCGCCAUUUGUGGCUUAUCUGGGAAAUCUACCACAAGGGAUAACACAAGGAGAUGUUGAAAACCUAUUUCUUCAGAGUCAGUUGCAAAUUAGAAAUGUGCGGUUGGUUCAUGACAAAGAAACUGAUAUGUUCAAAGGUUUUGGGUAUGUUGAAUUUGUCACUCUAGAACAUCUGAAAGAUGCACUUCAAAUGGAAGUCUUUAUUGAAGGACAAAAAAUCAAAAUUGAUGUUGCGUCUGGAAAACGAAAUGAACGAUCAGGAUUUGAUAGAGGUGGCAGGGGUGGCGGCAGAGGUGGUGCUCCAGGAAGUUUUAGCAAUAACCCUGGAAUGCGCAGUAGGUCUGAUGAUUUUACUCAAAAUUCAGGUUUUUCUGGUGGUAAUUUCCGCAAUCAAAAUGGCGGAGGAAUGGGUGGUGGAAUGGGCGGACGAGGUAAUUUCAUGGAACAAUCUGGAGGAGGCAUGAACAGGUAUCCAGAUAGCGGUUCACGAGACUUUAAUCGACCAGGAAAUGCUUCGCAAUUCCCAGGAGGAAGUCGUAGUGAGCGUAGACCAGAUUUUGAAAGUUUACCACCACCACCAAAUGAUCCUGGCAGACCUAAAUUACAAUUGAAACCAAGGACCAUAAAAGAACCACUGAAUCAAUUGGCUGAUUCUACUCAACAUACAAGUAUAUUUGGAGGAGCAAAACCUCGCGAAGAGAAAUCACUUCCUGACGUUGUGAAGAAAACAUCACCAUCGCAUUAAUAUAAAUAUAUUUAUUUUGUGCCAGAUUAACAUUCUAAUGGACAUUGCUUUACUGUUUACAAGAACUUGUGGUUUUUUUUUUACAUUUUAUCAUUUUUUAUACAUACCGAUAGCAAACAAUAAGUUUUUAUGUGUAUGUUGGCAAUAAGUUUAUUACCUUCACAUAAAUUGUUGUAAUGUUCAUAAGCAAAACUUUUGUGCUCUUUGAGCUAAUGUUCACUUAAAGUAUGUAUUUAUAUAUAUGUACACUAUAAUAAUGAGUACAAUUAUGCCCUUAACUGUACUAGUAUAGUUAAUAGUUUUAUUUUAUUUAUAUUGUAUGUGAUUAGGUAUUACAUACUAAUUAAUUGUAGUUAUUAAGUAGUUUUCAUUUAUAUUAAUACAUUAAGAAAUUUGUAUAAAAAUAUUAAUUAUAAUUGCUUAAUAACAAUUUAUCUUAUAUCAUCUAAAAUAUUUUUUAAAAUAAAUACACAGUUUAAUAAUUCCAAUCAUUAAAGAAUCGUGUUCAUAA
Molecule: messenger RNA, 1621 nt
Organism: Metopolophium dirhodum (rose-grain aphid)
Lineage: Eukaryota; Metazoa; Arthropoda; Insecta; Hemiptera; Aphididae
Gene: eIF4H1
Product: eukaryotic translation initiation factor 4H
Exons: 6
Coding region: 301-1110 (269 amino acids)
Molecular function (GO): RNA binding
Source: RefSeq, a predicted model, not a curated record